Messenger RNA from Anguilla anguilla (European eel), 4303 nucleotides. RefSeq names its product phospholipase B1, membrane-associated-like. Lineage: Eukaryota; Metazoa; Chordata; Actinopteri; Anguilliformes; Anguillidae. Gene Ontology annotation, molecular function: glycerophospholipase activity. Gene Ontology annotation, biological process: phospholipid metabolic process. The record is from RefSeq and is a predicted model, not a curated record. The transcript is spliced from 43 exons. The coding region runs from base 140 to 3487 and encodes 1115 amino acids.
CUUUGAGCAGUUAACAGCUGGAUAGUUGGGCAGAGUGAGAGAAAGAUCACCCAGGCAGAGGGUCAAAGGGAACAAAAAGACCAACAGAUACACUGACAAAAAAAGCAAGUUUCAGACAAGUGUACAAACUCCGCUCAUAAUGGACAUUGCUGCACGAGUCACGCUUCCUGCACUCUUGGUGGCAUUGCUGGGACCCCUCCUGGCACUUUCAGUCUCCAUGUCCCAGGCAGAGGACUCUGUUGCUGACAUCCUGCCCAGUCACAGUCCGGCACGGGACUCAGAGGAGGCUGGGCGUUUGCUGCCGUUGCUCUGUGCCCAAACCUCUCCUUCCCUCUCCCCCCCUUCCUCUGCUCAUGCACUGCGGCCCUCAGACAUUGCUUUGGUAUCUGCCAUUGGCCUGCCCCACCCACACAGGAGUGAGUCAUUUAAGGUGCUGAGUAGAUUAUUUGAGAUUCUGUCAAUGUUCAACCCUACUCUUACCAACCUGCUGCCUGACCAGACAAGCAUGCAGUCCUCACAGUACAGGAGCUUGCCCCAGCAGGCUGAGGGUCUGCUGCACAGUCUGCAGGACGCAGGCUACACCGAAGACUGGAAGCUGCUGCUGUUGUUCGUCCCUGUGGAUGAGCUCUGUCUCUGUGCUGAGCAGGCUAGCACUGCAUUGACAGACACUGUACGGCAGGUUGAAGAGACGCUGGGUAAACUUCAAAGCCAGUUGAAGCACACCUUGAUCAGUGCUGUGGUGUGGGCGGGGCCAUCUGAUGAUGUCAUGGAUGCUCAACGUGCCCAAAUGUGCACCUGUGAGCAGUCUUAUAGCACAGCAGAACUCAGGUUGAAAAGGAUCGUUCUCACACAAGCCUUGCAGGAGUCUCUAGAGCGCCACCUACAGGCGAAGCAGUGGUACAGUGAGAGAGAAGACUUCGCUGUUGUGCUGCAGGCCUCUCCCAUAGUUGUGGACAUGGCGAAAUCAAUGGCACCCCCCUCUGAUCAAGAAGGAGAAAAUUUAGAGCAUGUGGCUCUGGACCUGUGGAGAAAUCUGCUGCAGCCAAUGAAAUUGCAGUCUGACGUGAAGGACAGUGACAUAAUGAGUAGACCUUGCCCCAGUGAGGACCAGCCCUUCCUGCAGACACAGAGGAACUCCCCCUCCGAACCCUUGGCCCCCCAGGACAGGAGCGUGGCCCCCUCUCCCUUCCUGGACCCCAUCAUGGGCACUGAGCUCCCUUGUGAAGACCUAAGUCCCUCCAACUCCCCUCCCACCUCAGUUCAUGCUUUGCGGCCUGGAGAUAUCAAAGUGGUAGCUGCUGUAGGAGAUUCCUUAACGGCAGGCAAUGGUGUGGGCAGCACCAACAACGACAUACUGGACGUCCUUCGCGAGUACCGAGGACUGUCAUGGAGUAUCGGCGGGGAGGCGAACCUCAGCAGCGUCACCACCCUUCCCAACAUCCUGCGGCAGUUUAACCCCUCGCUGGCCGGGUUCUCUGAGGGAAUAGGGGACGAGAACACCCCCCAAUCCUUCUUCAACCAGGCUGUUCCAGGGGCCAAAAGCGAAGCCAUGCCUACCCAAGUGCGCCGCCUUGUGGACAUGAUGAAGAAUGAUUCGCGCAUCAACUUCCAGAACGACUGGAAGGUGAUCACCAUGUUCAUCGGAGGAAAUGACCUGUGCGACUACUGCACAGACACCGUUUAUUUCUCCCCAGAUAACAUAUUAUCUCGCAUUCGGGAAGCUCUGGAUAUCCUCCACAGAGAGAUGCCCCGUGCUCUGGUGAACCUUGUGGAGCUCAUGUACAUGGUUCCCCUCAGAAAGCUGCACGAGGACAGCACCCUGAAGUGCCCUUCCUGGCUUGUAAGAGCUCUGUGCCGUUGUGUGGUAGCAGAAGGGACCUUUGAACUUCAGAACCUGAUUGACCAGAACAGAGCCUAUCAGCGUAGGAUGCAGGAGCUCAUCGAUUCAGGACGAUACGACACGCACUCUAACUUCACGGUGGUGCUGCAGCCCUUCUUCAGAGAAGUAGUGCUCCCCCUGCUGGAGGAUGGUCGACCUGAUCGCUCCUACUUCGCCCUGGACUGCUUCCACCUCAGCCAGAAGUCCCACACCCUAAUGGCCCGUGCCCUGUGGAACAACAUGCUGGAGCCCGUGGGUAAUAAAACUCACACUCAGGACUUCACCGCCGGCCUCUCGCUGAAAUGUCCCUCCAAGGCCCAACCCUUCAUGCGGACCUAUGAGAACAGCAAUUACACUUACCAGGGCCCCGCCCCCACCCCUCCACCAGUCACAAACUGGGGAAGUGACUUCUCCUGCACAGACUUGGCACCUUCCAAUCCUGCACCAACCUCAGUUCACAGACUACGGCCAGCGGAUAUCAAAGUGGUGGCUACCUUAGGGGAUUCUAUAUCUACAGGUUUUGGAGCAAAAUCAAAGAACAUCUUGCAGCUGAAAACUGAAUACAGAGGAGUGUCCUGGAGCAUCGGUGGUGAUAAGACCUUGAAGGAAGUUACAACAUUGCCCAACAUCCUAAGGAAGUUUAACCCCUCGCUCCACGGCUUCUCUCUGGGUGUGGGGACCAGCAAGACAGGCUUUAAUAUGGCAGUGUCAGGAUCUAAGGCCGACGAUAUCCCCGAUCAGGCAAGAAAGCUGAUUGAGGCUUUGAAGACAAGCAAGGAUGUGGAUUUUGCAAACGACUGGAAGCUGGUGACUCUGUUUAUCGGGGGCAACGACCUGUGUCAGUACUGCAUGGAUAGGGUCACGCUAUCACCUCAGAACUACAGUUACCACCUGAGGGAGAGCCUGGACCUGCUGUAUCAGGUUCCACGGGUGCUGGUCAACGUGGUGGAGAUCCUGCAGAUCACUGGCCUGAGGAGGAUCAACUCUGACACGCUGGGCUGCUCACUGGUGCAAAAGAACGUGUGUCCGUGCUUCCUCGUUCCCGCGGAGGACUCCCUGGAGCUGAGCGAGAUGAACAGGAUCAAUCGGCUCUACCAGGAAGAAUCACAGCGCCUGGUCUCCGGGGGGCGCUAUGACGGGCGUGAGGACUUCGCCGUGGUAACCCAGCCGUACUUCCGAAACACGGUCGUCCCCCUGAAUUCGGAUCAAAAGCCAGAUGUGAGUUUCUUCUCUGUGGACUGUUUCCACUUCAGCGAGAGAGGCCACGCAGAGAUGGCCAUCGCGCUCUGGAAUAACAUGCUGGAGCCCGAGGAGAAAAAGCAAGUCUACAAUAACUUUACAUCUGACCGCAACAAGAUCAAGUGUCCCACUCAGGACCAGCCUUACAUUUUCACCAGGGUGAACAGCUUUCCCAGCAUAUCCACCACGACCGCACCUCCGACCAUAACACACGACCCUAGCUAUGUGCCCGCGUGGGCAGCUGCCCUGCUUGCGGUCAUAGGGCUGCUGAUUGGCUGGGGCGUCACCUGGCUCCUCCUCUCCUGUAGGAAGCGGAGGAAACAGAGGAUGAAGGAGAGCGUGACUGAGAUGAAAGGACCUGACUUGUAAACUGGCACACAGACGGCAACAUCAUGUGAAUGCAUCGAUGCACGCUCACGCUUGAAAAUAUGUGCACGCCAGCAUACACUCACCCAUAUGGUUCCGCGUGCACACACACAUACACACACACACACGCACACUAUAUCUGCUCACCUACCUUAGCUGUGUGCCAUUCUGAUGUGACCAGUUUUUCUAUGUUCUGUGCAUACAUGAGGGUUGAGAAAUUUAUUUUUCUUCACACAUGCACACUUCAUCAGAUAUAUCUGUCCAAACUACUCUGGUAAUGGGGUCAGUGGAAAUGGUCUUAUUCAUUACAGAUUCCGAGCUUUUGACGAUGCUCCAUAGGCUUGUAACAUGUUGUAUAUAUGGGCUGGUUUUAAAAGAGUUGAACCAUAUCUGAAUAUAUAUGGGGAAAUAAUUAUUUCAUAGGAAUGAAUUGAUUGGCAUAUUCAUGACAAUUAAAAGGCACAUAAAUCAAAAAAAAAUGCAAGGCGUCGCUAUGUAGAAUGUUGUGUUAGUCGCUCUGGAUAAGACCGUCUGCUAAAUGCCUGUAAUGUGAUGUAAUAUAAUGUAAGGCAGCAAUGCAUUACACAGUGAAAUCUCUCAUCAACUCAAUGUAUUGACUUUUUUCAAAUGACAGUGAUUUUGAACUAAUGUACUGUGUAAAUUAUAUUUAUUUUGUAUAUUUAUACGUAAUAGUGUCCCUGUUGAAAAGCUUGAAAAUUGAUUUUGUUUCUGGAAUUCUUCUGAUACAAAUAAUGGAUUCUUAUGAUGCUCACUGUAUGUUUUUGUGUGAAAAAUACAAAUUAUUAUGAGAAAUACUAA